GAUAAUCUAACACGUCCGAGGGAUUUUCAAAAAAUGUUCUCUGUUGUGAAACCUCACUGAUAAAAAUUAACACACACACCAGUGAUCACACAUGUUCCGUAAACAGACUUGGUACCAGUAGCUCGCUAGUAACAGGCGGUGAUAAGGUGUCUGCAUAUCUACUGCAAAGGAGUUCUUUUCUUUUUAGGAUAAUCCCCGCCAUUCGUUCCAGAAAGACAAGAAUGUCUGCAAACGAGAGGAAAACCUACGACUUAGUGGUGGUGGGCGCGGGGAUGAUGGGCUCAGCUGCCGCUCGCCAUGCGUCGCUCAUUCCCGCCACUUCCGUGUGUCUCGUCGGACCCGAGGAGCCCAAGGAGCGCGAGGGCCGAGAGAUCUUCGGCUGCUGGUACGACGAAGGGCGAGUUUACCGCCGCGUCGCCGAACUCCACACCUGGUCCGUCCUCGCCACAGAGUCCGUGGCCAGGUACUCGCAGUUGGAGGCGGAGACGGGUAUCAAAUUCCACACCGAGGUUGGCUACCUGCACGCGACGCCAGACACUCAAGAGUUCGAUGAUUUGAUGACAGUAUCCCGCCGCCAUGACCUAGAGGCGGAGGACAUCACGACUUCUUGGAAGACGAGAUUUCCUUAUCUCAACUUUGGCGAUGAUUGUAGAGUCUUUUGGGAGAAAAAUGCGGGCCACCUGAGUCCGCGUGACCUCGUUCGAGCCCAGCAAACAGCCGCCAGUCAGCACGGGGCAGACAUCAUAAGGGAUGUUGUGAUUGAAAUCAUACCGAGCGAUGCUGACACACACAACGUGGGCGGCUCUUCUGCCCUGCGCCCACUUUUCCGGCACGUGGCCCCGGGGCGGCUGCCGAACCUGCAGUUGAGGACACAGACCGUGGCCUUUCUGAAUGUUGCAGAGGAAGAAGCUCAACGACUGAGGGACCUUCCCACUUUCUUCACCAAUAAGAGUUUCGAAGACAUGGACGGUGGCUACGUUCUUCCGCCUAUUAAAUACCCCGAAGGUAAUUGGUACCUGAAGAUGGGCCACAACCGCCGACAUGAAGACGACCUGAAUGCAAAUGAGGUGAUGGAGUGGUACAUACACCGAAGGGGAAACAGCGAGUGUAUACAGAAGUUAGGGAGAUUCAUGCAACAUCUUAUGCCGGACGUGAAAAGCCAAGGGCUCUCUGGCGACGGCUGCCUCACCUCCCACACGCCCAACCAAGAACCCUACAUCGACGUAAUCGCAGAAGGCUUCGGGGUGGCCCUUGGAGGCAACCGGUGGGCGGCGAAAUCCAGCGACGAGAUCGGACGUCUGGCAGCGCGGCUCGUGGUCCUCGGCGAGUGGCGCUCCGAGAUUCCGAAAGAGCGAGUUCGAGUCUCAUGGAAAGCUCGGUCGCAUUUGUGAUUUUGAAGGGAGUUUUGUU
This is a messenger RNA of Penaeus monodon (black tiger shrimp), 1410 nucleotides long. RefSeq names its product monomeric sarcosine oxidase-like. Gene Ontology annotation, molecular function: flavin adenine dinucleotide binding; sarcosine oxidase activity. The transcript has 9 exons. The record is from RefSeq and is a predicted model, not a curated record. NCBI's taxonomy places the organism in Eukaryota, Metazoa, Arthropoda, Malacostraca, Decapoda, Penaeidae. Bases 222 to 1391 code for a protein of 389 amino acids.